Prorocentrum cordatum is the source of this 321-nucleotide messenger RNA. Lineage: Eukaryota; Dinophyceae; Prorocentrales; Prorocentraceae. The record is from the annotation of a GenBank genome assembly.
AUGUGGUGCUGGACCGUGUGGUCCUGCAUGAACCGCAUGGUGGCCAAGGUGACCCGCCGAAACGAGUUCAUGGCCGCGCAGAAGACGGCGCGGGACGUGAUGGACGGCGAGGAGGACACAAUCGUCACGUCUAUGAAGCGCUUCGCCAACGACGCCAAGUGUGUGGGGUACCUGGAGGAGUUCAGGGCCGAGACCGAGGCCAAGAUCGCGUCCUACCCUGGGGCCUUGGUUCAGAAGAUGAGGGACGACCUCACCGAGCGCGCCGCGAAGCAGCUCCAGGCCAGCGCGUCAUUCGAGGCUGGCAUGGGCGCCGCCAUGUAG